AUGUCUCAAAACAUUCCUUACGGGGGGUUUUCGUGGUACGCUGGAAAUCCGGACGUGGCAUUAGCUCAACUCGAGCAUAUGGAUGAGGUAGAUGACGUGGGGAGAGUCUACGAAGUCGACAUCUCGUAUCCGCAAAGUCUGCACGACGAGCACAAUGAUAUGCCGUUCCUACCACACGCAAGCAUUCCACGCGGGUCUAAAGUUCGGAAAUUAAUGGUUACAUUCGAACGCAAGGAAAACUACGCCAUACAUAAUAUGAAUUUGAAACAGGCCAUUGCAAACGGAUUGAUAGUCGAAAAGGUGCAUCGAGUGCUACAAUUUCGACAAUCUCGAUGGCUUGCACCGUAUAUCGCGUUGAACACGGGGAUGCGUGCACGGGCUGCUAAUAAAUUCGAGGAGCAAUUUUUCAAAGACAUAAACAACAGUGUAUUCGGUAAGACAAUGGAAUCAAUGAGAAAACGUAUUAACGUAGAACUCGUGUCAUGCCCCGUCAGGAUGUGA
Macrosiphum euphorbiae (potato aphid) is the source of this 501-nucleotide messenger RNA. The record is from the annotation of a GenBank genome assembly. NCBI's taxonomy places the organism in Eukaryota, Metazoa, Arthropoda, Insecta, Hemiptera, Aphididae.